AUGGCUCUAAACAAGUUGAAAUCAUUACAAAACCCUGUUUCAGGGACGAAUUCUCCAUCGUCUCUGUCAAUAAAAUCCAAAAAUUCAACAUCAGCUGCAUUGGACACUGACGACAUUGAUGAGGAAGAUGAAUCAGGACAGAACAUUAUACUUAACAUUAUAUCACAGCUUAAACCGGGAAGUGACCUUUCUAGAAUCACACUACCCACAUUUAUCCUAGAAAAGAAAUCCAUGCUGGAAAGAAUUACAAAUCAACUGCAAUUUCCCGACUUGGUCUUAGAUGCACAUUCUGAAAAGGAUGAUUUGCAACGUUUUGUGAAAGUAGUCAAAUGGUAUUUAGCAGGCUGGCAUAUUGCACCCAAGGCAGUGAAAAAACCUUUAAACCCAGUCUUAGGUGAACAUUUUACAGCAUAUUGGAAUCUACCUAACAAGCAACAAGCUUUUUAUAUCUCCGAACAAACAAGUCAUCAUCCUCCUGAGUCAGCGUAUUUUUUCAUGAUUCCGGAGUCUCAUAUUAGAGUCGAUGGGGUUUGUAUACCAAAAUCUAGAUUUUUGGGAAAUUCAAGCGCUGCAAUGAUGGCAGGAUUGACGGUUUUACAAUUCUUAGAUCUUAAGGAUUCAAAGGGAAAUCCUGAAAAAUACACUCUAUCACAACCAAACAUGUACGUGAGGGGAAUUCUUUUUGGUAAGAUGAGGAUUGAAUUGGGGGAUCAUAUGAUCAUAAAGGCUCCAAAAUUUCAAGUUGAUAUAGAAUUUAAAACAAAGGGUUUCAUAUCAGGAACAUAUGAUGCUAUAGGAGGGGUUAUUAAGGAUUAUAAUGAUAAAGAGUACUAUGAAAUAUCGGGGAAAUGGAAUGAUAUUGUGUAUAUUAGAGACUUAACUGUCAAAGGCUCUAAGAAAACGAUCCUAUUUGACACACAUAAACAUUUCCCUUCAAGACCAGAAGUUCGUCCCUUAAAUGAACAAGGAGAGUAUGAAUCAAGAAGAUUAUGGAAGGAAGUCACAGAUGCACUUGCUAUUCGUGAUCAUGAAGUUGCAACAGAAAAGAAAUUCCAAAUUGAAAAUUAUCAAAGAGAAUUAGCGAAAAAGAGAAUCGAAGAUGGUGUUGAAUUUCAUCCAAAACUUUUUAGAAGGGCAAACCCUGGAGAGGACUUGGAUUAUUAUAUUUAUAAGCAUAUCCCUGGAGGUGAUAAUUUUGAAGAACAAAUUAAGAGUAUUCUGGAAAUAGCUCCAAUCUUACCUGGACAGAAUUUUACUGAUAAAUUCAAAAUACCCGCCUACAAGAAACAUGAGGUUCAACAACGGAUACGUUCCCAAUUAAAAACUUCAGAAGAAAGUUGA
Naumovozyma castellii is the source of this 1341-nucleotide messenger RNA. Its product is annotated as OSBP family protein. Lineage: Eukaryota; Fungi; Ascomycota; Saccharomycetes; Saccharomycetales; Saccharomycetaceae. Bases 1 to 1341 code for a protein of 446 amino acids. The transcript has a single exon. The record is from RefSeq and is a predicted model, not a curated record.